GGGCGGAGCCGCGCGGUGUGGUCCUCCACGGCUGAGGCGCGUUGGGCGUUGCGGGAAGAGCGCGGCCUGCGGGCCCGGCGAUUCAGCCGCUUGGCCCGGCCGGCCGUGGCCGCCGCUGCUCGAACGCACUGAGGUACCGGCCGGGUGUCGGCCGGCGGAGCGGUGACCGGCGCGCCCACGCCUAUGCGUGCGCGCCCCUCGGGGACGUGCGCGCGCGCGCCGGCGCGGGACCGCGUGUGAACUUGCACCGGACUGUCCGGCUGCUGUCAGCGCUCACCGCCCGGCCAGCGCGGCCUGAUGCUCUGCCACUCUGGUCGGUGCCAGCGUUUUCGCCGCUGGACCCCGAGAGCGCGGCGGCCGGGUCGCUGAGGGCGCGGGGCCCCGGGGCUCGAGACCGGGACCGGGACUCCUGCCUCCCGCGAGACUCCGCGGACCGGCCCCGGGACCCCCGCGCCCCCCGCGCCCCGGGACUGCACGUGCGCCCUAGGACCCCACUCCCUCCACGCGCCCUCUGGCUGUAAGGGUCCGCGCCCGGGCCGCGCCGCCACUUGUUGAACCAACGUGGGUGUCGCCUGUCCGAGCUGCGGUCGUCCCCGCGGCUCGUGCGCUGGUCCUUUCGGAGCGAGAGGAGCAGGAAGUCCGAGGUGACACACUGCGUUAGGGGAGCUUCCAGGGUGGCCCGGGCGACGUGGAAGGCCGGACCCUCCCAGCGACCUGUGCACGGCGGCUGCACACAGCGCAGGGCGCCGGAGCUGCAGGAGGCCUCGGAGAUGGACCGCUCGCCUGCACAGUGGUGGUGCGGCCGGGAGGGCUAGCGCCCGGCCCGCGGCGGCCCGGACCGGCUGAGCCCCAUGUCCCGGAGCCCCCGAGCCCGUUGGUGCGGACGCGGCCGCCCUGACCAUGGUCACGCUCAUCACUGAGAAGCUGCAGAGCCAGAGCCUGGACGACCUCACCCACAGGAGCUGCGAUGCCGGCCCGCGUUCUGCCGAGAAACGCAGCAGCAGCAGCGGCCCCUCGACGCCUUUCGAGACCCGCGAAGACGGGAGCCCCUGGAAGGCCCUGAGUGGAGGACUGCCCAGCAGAAGCCAGGCCCCUGCGGGCCCCACGCUCCCCUACCUGCUGGGCCCCUGCGGCGUGAGCGUGGGCCAGGGCACAGUCAGUGUGGGGGACCUCAGGGAGAGCUCCGGGCCGCCCUCGGCCCCGCCCAGCAAGCGCCACUGCCGCUCCCUGUCGGAGCCGGACGAGCGGGCCCGGUGCCGGUCCCCGUGGCGCCCCGGCGGCUCCAGGGUCUGGACCGCCGUCUCCAAGCGGCGGUGCCACAGCGGCGGGAGCUCCUGCCUGCCGGGGGGCGCCUGCCCUGCGGCCGGUCCCAGCUCACCACCGCCUGGGCCCCGGCCGGCCUCGGCCAGCAGCGGCGUCCUGGACCGCAGCGGGGCUGGGCCAGGCCCGCCCUGGUGCCGCCGUCUGUCCCUGUCGCAGGAGCACCUGGCCCACGCGGACUCGUCGCCCGAGCGGGGCUGGCGCGUGGGCCUGCCGCGGAGCCGCUCGCAGCCCUGCGUGCUCGUCGGCGGGAAGAGCCGGCUGAAGCGCCGGCGGGACGAGGACCCCCGGUGGCCGCGCCCGUCCUUGGACUUUCUGAAGAUGACGCGGACACUGAAGAACUCCAGAAGCCUUGGCUCCCUCGAUGGCGACGGGGAGGAUGACGACGGCCCCAGAGCGGAGACGGCCGUGUCAUGCCCACGGGAGCCACAGGAGCCACACGGCCUCGCCACCCCAGGCCCCAGCCCCUGUGGCCCUCGGGAGCCGGUGGCCAGCGAGGGCAGGGGUGGCGGGGACCCGAGCGCCUGGGGCAGCGCCGGGGAGGAGGGCGUCCUGCCGCUGGACCCCGGGGCGCUGGACCUGGAGCAGAUCGAGAACAACUGACCCGCGGGGGCGGGGCCACCGCCGUCUGCUCCAUUCGGGGUGCGGACUGGACCCGGCUACGUGGUGUUUUG
This is a messenger RNA of Phyllostomus discolor (pale spear-nosed bat), 1994 nucleotides long. RefSeq names its product family with sequence similarity 53 member A (gene FAM53A). Gene Ontology annotation, cellular component: nucleus. The transcript has 5 exons. Lineage: Eukaryota; Metazoa; Chordata; Mammalia; Chiroptera; Phyllostomidae. The record is from RefSeq and is a predicted model, not a curated record. The coding region runs from base 901 to 1923 and encodes 340 amino acids. Gene Ontology annotation, biological process: protein import into nucleus.